This is a messenger RNA of Aspergillus campestris IBT 28561, 2172 nucleotides long. Its product is annotated as epsin. The coding region runs from base 114 to 1787 and encodes 557 amino acids. Gene Ontology annotation, cellular component: endosome; clathrin vesicle coat; plasma membrane. Gene Ontology annotation, molecular function: phospholipid binding; clathrin binding. The record is from RefSeq and is a predicted model, not a curated record. Gene Ontology annotation, biological process: actin filament organization; endocytosis. The transcript has 4 exons. NCBI's taxonomy places the organism in Eukaryota, Fungi, Ascomycota, Eurotiomycetes, Eurotiales, Aspergillaceae.
CCCCCCCUCUCCCCCCUCUCCCCCCUCUUUACCCCCGAUCGCUGGUCUGAAUUGGGUCCCGUUUCGCUGUCCACCCCUCUCUCUCCACCUUAUAUCCUCCCUCAAUUCCAACCAUGUCGAAGGUCGUGCGCAGCGUCAAAAAUGUCACCAAGGGUUAUUCGUCCGUGCAGGUCAAGGUUCGAAAUGCCACCAGUAAUGACCCGUGGGGUCCGACCGGCACCGAUAUGGCCGAAAUCUCCGCCAUGACGUUUUCCAGUCCGACCGAUUUCUACGAGAUUAUGGAUAUGCUCGAUAAGCGACUCAACGAUAAGGGCAAGAAUUGGCGCCAUGUCCUCAAGUCGCUCAAGGUCCUCGAUUACUGUCUUCACGAAGGCUCCGAGCUCGUCGUCACCUGGGCUCGCAAGAACGUCUACAUCAUCAAGACCCUGCGCGAGUUUCAAUAUGUCGACGAGGAGUCUCGAGAUGUCGGCCAGAAUGUGCGGGUCGCGGCCAAGGAACUCACCUCCCUCAUCCUGGAUGAAGACCGAUUGCGCAAGGAACGAUCCGAUCGCAAACUCUGGAAAAACCGCGUCAGCGGUCUGGACGAGUAUCAGACUCCCGGCGUCGACAUGUCCCCCCGCCGACCGCGCGAACGUCGCCGCCAACCGGACGAAGACGACACCGAGUACCGGUUGGCGAUCGAGGCGAGCAAGCAGGAGGCCGAGGAGGAGCGCCGACGACGCGCCAAGGAGGCCAUGGUCGGCGAGGACGACGAGGAUCUGGCCCGCGCCAUCAAACUGAGCAAGGAGGAGGAGGAGCUGCGCCGGCGGGAGCUGGAGGAGAGCAACGCCCAGUCUCUGUUCGACGACACCCCGACGGCCGUCGGCCCCGCCCAGGCCACCGGCUACAACCAGGGUUACCAGCAGCAGAGCGCCGUCGACUGGCUCGGCAACCCGAUCAACGUCCAGCAGCCUUUGACGACGGGCUACCUGAACAACCAGUACGCGCAACCUACCGGAUUCUCCGCCCAACACACCGGAAUGCCCAAUGGAUACGGCAACGGCUUCCAGCCCCAGCCGACGGGUUUUGACCAGAACCCGUAUGGUCAGCACAACAACUUCCUGCAGCCGCAGGCCGCCCUCCACCCCCAACACACCUCCUUCAGUACGAACAACCCGUACGGAACCGACCAGCAGCAACCGCAGCAGCAGGAGAAUUUCCUGUCGGCCGGAUCCAACAACCCGUGGGCCAGUCCGAGUUCGUCGCACCUGCAGCCGGCCGAACCCCUCAAACCCAUGGCCACGGGCUCCAACAACCCGUUCGCGCGGCCGCAACAGUUCCAGCCGCAGCGGCCGGCGACAGCGGGCCCGCCGUCACUCAACACGCUGAACGAGGAGCGGGCCACAAACCAGUUCCAAUCCUCGCAUAACCCGAUCGCCAACUUCCAGGCGCCGCCGCCGUCGAACAACCUGGCGCCGCCGAAGAGCACACCGCCGCAGAUGAACGACCCGCACCACCAGCGUCUGAACCAGCUGCUGGCGACAGGCGACGGACAGGACACGUUCGGCAACGUGGGCGACCUCCGCAUUCCGGCGCAGCACACGGCCCCAGGCACAUUCGUCAAUUCGGCGGGUCAGGGUCUCGACAAGCUGCGGGCGACGCACACGGGCAACAACCCAUUCUUCACCCAACAACCCCAAUCGUUCGUACCCCAGCAGACAGGAUAUAUGCAGCCGGCACCGGCCAACAACCCAUGGGGUGGGCAACCGCGACAAGCCCAGCCGGGUGGCAGUUUGAUCGAUCUGUAAUUCGACGGGAGGGAAAGUGUUGAUAUUUCCUUUUCUUUUGAUUGUUGUGUUGCUAUACGUUGGAUGCUGGGUGAGGCAGGAGCAGCAAGGAUGAUGAAGGAUACCAGUCUUUUUCUUUUUCUUUCUUAUUAUUUUUUUUUUUCGUCAGGUUUCUCGUCAGGUUUAAAACCAUUCGAUAUCUCAGUUUGACAUCGUACCUACAUACCACGCCCCGUUAUACACUUUAUCAUAUUAUCGUCUAUCUAUCACACCAGUGUGACCGACCAUGCUAUCCACUAUCCACUAUGCUAAACUACCGAAGAGAAAGACAACGAUCCCAUCGCACCAUACGUCUCCUGUUAUCUCUUUCUCUUAUAUCUUUGUAUAUGUAUUUAUUAUAAUUUAU